AGCCAGGCACAAGUCUUCUGUGUACCUUUUUUUUAUUACAAUUUUGUCUUGAAUUAAAAUGGUUGCUAUAACGUAGAUUUAGAAUUGAACGUGAGAACUUUGUUUUGGAAUUAUUUUCUCAGUGUGUUUCUUGUUGGAUUGCAUAAAUUGACUUUGUUCCAAUGGCCGAAGGAGGGCAUACCAUAAGGAUACCAACUUGUGACUGUGGUCAGCACAACCCAAGCAGACCAGAAGAAUUGGAAUGUAACAGCUCUCCCAACUCUCAGACGUCUACAGACGUCCAGCAGAACCAUCCAAAUCUCAGAGCUUCACCCAUUCCCACACCUUCCAGUUCUCGGACUUUAUCUGAUACUUCAGAGCAACAGCCAAACAGAUCAUCAUAUGAUGCACAAGAUUUACAACAUUUUUCAGAUAGACUUACCAGUUUAUCCGAAACUAUAGAGCGACUCAGAAACCUGCUGUCAUUUCGAGAAAGGGCUUUAAACAGUACAUCAGAGCAGCUCAGCAGCCAGACAUCAUCCACUGCAUCAAAUGUAACACCGGAAUUGAUUAAUGGUGAUCUAAUAAAUCCAAUCCCGCCACAGUACGUUGGUCCAGCAGUUAGCAGUCAAGGAUCACCGUUUUUUGCUGCGGUCCGAAUUAUGUUCUCGGCCGAACCGCCGACCUUGAUGACGAGCAUCCCCUCGGGACAAUACCGGACAGGCCGGAUUCGCUUUGACGUCCCCCUGGUGUUGGCCAAUGAAUGUUUGCGACUCGUUCAAGAUCCUGAAAGAGCCUUUGCAAUGCUCAGUGACCAGCCAAUGAACGCUAGAGGGCUGGCUUAUAUAGAAUCAGAGUCUGGCAUCAGGAGUGUUCGUGGAUCUUAUAGUCUGAUGCUCUCAGCACGAAGUCCUGCCCAUGACACAGUGACUGCACCAAGAUUGGCUGACCUUAGAGAAGUGUCAGUGAACGAGCUAGAAGAGAAUGAACACGAAGAUUCGCCCUAUCGCGAAGAUGCACCCUACCACGAAGAUUCACCCUACCGAGAAGAUUCACCCUACCGAGAAGAUUCGCCCUAUCGCGAAGAUGCACCCUACCGAGAAGAUUCAUCCUACCGAGAAGAUGCACCCUACCACGAAGAUUCACCCUACCGAGAAGAUGCACCCUACCGAGAAGAUGCACCCUACCACGAAGAUUCACCCUACCGAGAAGAUUCACCCUACCGAGAAGAUUCACCCUACCGAGAAGAUUCACCCUACCACGAAGAUUCACCCUACCAUGAAGAUUCACCCUAUCACGAAAAUUCCCCCUAUCACGAAGAUUCACCCUAUCACGAAGAUUCACCCUAUCACGAAGAUUCACCCUACCAUGAAAAUUCACCCUACCAUGAAAAUUCACCCUACCAUGAAAAUUCACCCUACCAUGAAAGUUCACCCUAUCACGAAGCUUCACCCUACCAUGAAAAUUCACCCUAUCUCGAAAAUUCACCAUUCCAUGAAAAUUUACCCUACCAUGAAAAUUCUCCCUACCAUGAAAAUUUUGAAAUUUCACCCUACCAUGAAAAUUUACCCUAUCACGAAGAUUCACCCUAUAACGAGGAAAGCAGUGAACAUCUGUUGGAUCUGUGUCCAAACAAUGAUCUGGGUGAAUGUGAAGGGGACUGCCCUUACCUCCACGGCUUCAGGUGCUUCUUGUGCCACCUGCCCAAAUGCCAUCCUUUUAACCCUUCUCUGCAUCAAGGUAUUUGUGUUGCUGAGCAUGAGCUGCAGAGUGAGGAUAGAGACUGUGAUAUUUGUUACGAGAGAAUACGUUCCAUAGGCCUAGAACAUCCGUUUGGGGUCCAGGAGAAUUGUCCGCACGUAUUCUGUGUUAGGUGCCUCGAGCGGUGGAAUCAAAACGAGGCCAUGGCAAAUCAUGAGGCCUGUCCUGUCUGCCGCACGCCCUCGGGUCUGAUCUUUCACAGUAGGUACUGCAUCCAGUGUCCGAAUUCAAAGAAGAAAAUUAUCAAAUGCAUCAAAGAAGAGAUGGAGGAUGGAACAGCAAGAAUUUCAAAUUAAGUAAUGAGCCAGUCAUCAAAUUCAUCCAAAAUGUCUCAUUUUUUUUAAAUCCACAUCUUCAUUGAUUGACGAAUGUUUAUUUAGUUUGCUAUCAUCACCAAGUCAAUAAGUCGGCACAUUGUCUUUGAGAAUGAGA
Messenger RNA from Biomphalaria glabrata, 2172 nucleotides. RefSeq lists its product as uncharacterized. Bases 162 to 2036 code for a protein of 624 amino acids. The transcript has 7 exons. Gene Ontology annotation, molecular function: ubiquitin protein ligase activity. The record is from RefSeq and is a predicted model, not a curated record. NCBI's taxonomy places the organism in Eukaryota, Metazoa, Mollusca, Gastropoda, Planorbidae. Gene Ontology annotation, biological process: protein polyubiquitination.